CCUCGUUCGGUUAUUCCUUGGCAAAUUCAUAAUUUCCCGACUACAUUCUUUUCAUGUACAAUGAUAAUUUCAGAAACCAUCAGAUUUUCAACCACAAGUAAGAAUUAGUAAAGCUCACAUAGAUUUUCAACUGGAAACUCCCCCGUUUGUAUAUUCUGAAUCAUGUGCUCUCGACCAAUAAUAAUUUUUAUUAUUCAGAGGUCUGUGCUUAAUAUGAGCAACCACUUUGAUGAUGCAUUCAGAGAUGAGAAGAUGCUCAAACUUGAUGUAAUAAAUACAUCUUUAAUAGACACUUAAAUAAAUAAAGUCAAUUUAUACGAAUAGUUAAAAACAUUACCUAUAAUCCUAAUUUAAAAUACAAAUAAAUCUGGUAAAAAGAUCAAAAUAUGAUAAAAUGAUAAAAAUUGUGUAAUGUAUACUGACUAAAUACUGUUUAUCUAUAUAUAUAUAUUAUUGCAAUCACAUGCCAUUUCUUUUCAGCCUCGGGAAGGAGGGCCAUAUUACCAGUUGAGGUGCGCAAUGCAUUGUGGGGCAGAAGCAGUACGUGAAGCAAGCUCCGUUGCACUCUCAGAAAUCGAAGCCGAUUGAGUAUACAUCCGGGCAUUUCUCGCAUACACAAAAUUCGCAUACUGUACAGUGUGAACGCACUGCCUACUCAAUUCAGAGGCGGGUUUAGUAGGAGUAGUAGGAGUAGUAGGCCAUUUCGGACACAGCCCGAGAGCUUUUUGGCUUCAAAUCCGUAUACAGGCGGUAGGCGGAACCAAGUUGUCCUUAGUAUAUACAGUCUAUGAGUAAAACUAAGUUGAAUCCGUUUAACCUUGAAUCCGUUUACCUACAGGUUGCAGACGGAAAACCUGCCUUGACUUCACUUUGUCGACUUUCGCUCCUGCAAUUCUGGAUUAAAACAGGAUAUCGACCCUCCGGUAGACCUACCAGCAUGGUAACAAAGAGCAGCUGUGUCCACUAAGGUCAGAGAGAAAUGUUCUGAUUUCACGUCCAUGUUUGCUCUAACUAAACUGUGAUACACCUGCUGUAGUUAAUGGGAAAACUAGUGCGUGUUUGGGAGUUCGUGUGUGUGCGUAGCGUGCACGAAGCACAUGUAGGGGAGAGUGGGGUAAGUUGAGCCACCCCCUGUUGCUUUGAAAUGGUAAAAGAAAUUGAUCAUGUGACCAAAUAUUUAGGAAAUGGGCAUCAAUUCAUGGAGUCUGUGAAGGUUAGAAGCACAUGAGUGAAGGGAUUAGACAUUUAUUUACAAAAGAACAUUUUUCACUCUGUAAAGUGAAUUUAGUCUGUCAUAAGUUUUAUUAGAAUUGUGUUCAGACCAAAAAAGAUCAUGUAACCUCGCAUUCAAGUCCACCAAAAGCCCAUAAAGUCAUAAUAGUGGUUCUGGGGUUACUGAGAAAGUAAAGGAGUCUGAUGAGAGGAUCAGAGUUUCAGUUCAGAUUGUUGGAAUGUUUUACUUUUUCUUUUCAAAAAUACAGAUCUGUGAAUGUUCUCAAUCACUUAAAGACAUUCUCACGUUAAAAUGGCUUUUUAAAAAACAGCUUUUUAGCAGUUAUAUGAAAUAAUAAUAAAAAAUAAUUAUUGUACCAGUUGAAUAGCGUAUCGUAGAUAAAAAUAAGCAUGAAUGUGAAGAUGUGACUGUUAUUAGGGAGAGAAAAGGUGAGUCCACUUACCCCAUACACGGGGUAAGUUGACCAUAGGAGACCACUUUUUUUUAGCAUGCUAUAUUAUCAAGACAGUUCUGUUUACACUCGUUCUGUUGGUUUGCAGGGAUGAAUAACAUCUUGAAAUAUAUGCAGAUACAGUAGUUAGAGACAAAACUAUGAUAGCUAUUGAUUUAAAACUGGCUCAUCUUACCCUAAUCUCCCCUAUUUAUUGUUGUGUUUGUUGCAUCUGUGUCAAUGUGAUGUGUGCAUGUGUGGGCAUUCCUGUGCAAAGUUAUACAGUGAUGUGUGAACUGAAUAUGAGUAAGAUCAGUAAUACACUGAAGCAGUAGCCCGUGCAACUACUACUAGUAGUUGCAUCAUCACUUCAUAUGGAUGGAUGUUCUGAAAAAGUGUUUUUAUUUUUCUGUAAUUUAAAAAUAAAAGGUGAAAAUUUCAAAGCCACAGAGAUUUUGGACAGAAUGUAGACUGAAAGCAAGCGCCAAAUGAAAUUCAGUCCAAUUAAAGCUGCAAGGGAAAGAAGAAAAUAAUAAUAAUUGAGCUGAAUUAAAGAUAUCUGAAUAUUACUAAUAUGCUCAUCGGUGAGGAAGAUAAUUCUUAAAAAAAGAACGGAGGGCAACCUCAAGAAGACUUAAGAAAGUUGUCUUAAAGGGAUAUUCCGGCGUACAAUUAAUUUAGGGUCAAACACACCAUAACACCGAGUUAGCCACCCCCUCAAGAGAUGGAUGUUGCCGACCGCUUGCUUCUCUAGUUAUACCAACUUUGGUAACUACCGCACGAUAGCAAUACACAGCGGUCUGAGGAGCCAUAAACAAACCUCAACCAAAACGCCACUCUAUAGCCACAAAUAAUGCUCAGAACAGCACCUAACUUCAUCAACAGGACAUAUAGGGUCACAGCCAUAGUACUAGACACCAAAAAUCUUUUUAACUUUGACUCAUUUCUUUAGCAAAGAGACUAAACACAACUCAGGCCAGUCCAUUACGGACUACAGCGGGGUUACACAGCUCAAGGAACAACAUUUAUGAAUAUUUCUUCACGGAUAUGCAAUCAGAGAUGCCAAGACAGAAGAACUACCGCGUCUUCAGUGCAAAAUGAUUAAUAUGGUGAUUAUUACUUCAAGGAAAUGAUAAAGAAAUCAACAGGCUCAAGCUUAAAACAGUCCGCUGCUCUUGAAGACGUACCCCCUAUGCUUAUCUGUAGCACAGGAGUUGCGAGCUGAGCCCUCUAUGGCACAAGGGUCUAGGCCACUUUCACACAUACACCAGGCAGCUGGUCAGCGCUAUAAGAGCACACACAAGAGAAAUCCCUUAAUUAUCCCUCAGCACAUAAAAUCUAAAUGGAGUGAAUUAUUCUUAUGAUUUUACACCUGUUUGAUGAAAUUUUAACACACAACCAUUCUUAUGCAAAAAAUGCCAAUAAUCCUUUAACUACUGUAACCAGUUUAGAUAUGGAAUCAGGCGGUAAACAAAAUGGCUGUACUGGUUUGAUCCAGGUCUCGCUUUGAGUCCCAGUUUCCUCAUAUGAGAGGCUCGUGUUUGGCAGUAGACACACCGGCCAACGGGUCUGAGUUUAUCAGAAUGUAUCAUUACAGCAGAGGAAGACCAAAAACAUCAUGUCCACAUAUGAGGUGGCAGGGUUUCAAGACGUUGAAAGAAUCACAACUUGGUUACUGCUGUAACUAAUUUUUUAAAGAGCUUUAACCUCCACAAUAGUCGAGUUUAAAGAUGGAAACCGACUGACUUGUAAAGCUGAAUAAAUGAAUGAUGAAACAUGCAGAUCACCCGUAUCUCUUCUGCUGCUCUCGUGAUGCAGUGGAAUUAAAAAUUAUGAAACUUACCCAGCGGCUGUGAAUAGAAGUAUCUUUUCAUUGGUAGUGUGGCUUCAGUCCAAAAAGGCAGAGAAAAUAUGGCUGCAAGGAGAAGAGUUAUCAAGAAAAUGACAUGGAGCUGGAUCUCCUCCCAUUUGAACUCAUUAAGGACCUCCUCAUUCUGACUCAGAGGUGGAGGCGUGACCAAGGAAAGACUGAUUUAGCAUUUCCAACCCUUUACAAUAAGAGUUUUCCUUAAUAAAUACAUCAAUAAGUCUAAGUUCUGUUGUAGCACAUAUAUAGCUAUAGAUCAGCAUAAACCAUGACCUGAAGAAACCAAAAGUGAAAUUAAAAACAGCCCUUGCUGACUGAGUCCGUCAUGUGAAGCUUUCAUACAUAAAGAAUGUAACUUUUUUUGUGUCUAACCGAAAAGAUUAACCCGAGUGACAGACACCAAACUCAAACUGCCGGCAUCUCCUGUCUUCUCAGAGUGUUGUGGUUUUCUAGCACGUUCACUUUAUCCAUCCCUGAGUUUCGUUUCUUCAUCUUCUCAGGAAAUGGCUGCAGCACAGAUAGAUUCCUCAUGGGAGACUGUUGCUUCAUUAGGAGGAGAUUUUCUAUCUAGAUCCUGACCGAUUGGUAUGUUACAAACUCCCUUUUCGGAGCAUUUUACUGCAUCAUUUUCACAGUCAGAGCUCUGUGAUGUGAAUCCAUCUUGGAGCCAUUAAGGACAAAGCUUACACCACAGGGUGGCAACAGAGACCAUAUUUAAACCCUGUGGGUGCCUUCUUUGCCUUCUUGACAAGAGAUCAACUGUAAACACGAUUGCCUGUAACCAGCCUUCAUGGGACUUCUUAUUUACCUCCUUCAUUUCAUGUUUUCUCUUAUUCUUGUAGGAUAAACAACUCAGCUUGUGCAUUUUCCUGUUUUGGUCCCUGUUAGCGUUGCUGCAGAUAAACUGACUUUGGAAGGUGGAGAGUUCACUUGAACUUGCAAAGUAAACCUCCUUAUAGGAGUAAUGUCUUUCAGGAGAUGAUAGAGACAAUAACAGAGUUGGUCUGUGUUUAUUAAAAGAAGUCAUGUAACACAGAAAAUAUUGACAGAUAAAGAAAUGUAUUCUUAAACUAUCGUUUUGCUCACUGAUGGUACGCCCACACUUUCAUACCUCUGUCAAAGUGUUGUUUGUAAAUACGUAACCUGGUUGUGGGAGCUCAAGUGUGCUUCUGUUUCUUUUGGUAAAAGAGAAAUGCAGGCGUGAAUAUCAGAGGAACAAGAAUGGAACAGUGUCAACAUAACUGAGAUCACACUCCACCCACUGUGAAAACCUAACCUUUAUGCAUUUAAAACCCUUGAAUCAAAAUAUAUGGAAGAAUAAUGAGCAAAAAUGCAUUGAACCACCCAAACAAGCAUGACAAUGGUGACUUUAAGAUUUAUUGGGCGAUUCUGCAGCUUUGAUUAUCAAAACAAAUUAUUAUUACAGACAUAUAAAUGAUAACACCCAUUUGUAAACUGCACAAAAUCCUUUUAGCACUAAUAUCUCUUUAAAAAAAAACUUUUUUUUUAAUCAAUGUGCUUUUAAAGGAGACGUUACCCAAACUGAGUAAAAGAAGAUGCUUGCUUCUUAAAGGACCACUGGAUAAUCAGGAUCAACACUUUCAUCUUUUCAUGUGUGCCCUGUUUAAAGCUGCUGUGAGGAGUUUUUCAUAGGUUACAAAGCAGACUAAAAUAAACAGCUAUGUAUCUCCAUGAUAAAAUUUAUUAAAAUAUUUAUGUCAACACUGACAACUUUCACAGUGUAAUGAAUAAUAACUGUAUGAUAAUGCAUUGACUGACAGUUAAAAGAAAAAUCCUAUGAAGAGGAUAGAUGUAUCGGUGAACCGCUGAUCAAAUGACCUCUGCAUUUUGUGCUGCCCUAAAAAAAAAGAAAAACAUGAAUUUAGUGUUUCCUGUAAAGGUACUGUGGUAGAAAAUAUUCACAGCACACUUAAAGGCCUCUGAUAUCUGUUUAAUAUGAUAAUGCAGUAAAUAUUUUUGAAACUACUGUGUAAUACUGCCAUGACCAAGAUUCAAGUAAAAAGCAUUCAUGAUUUUGUCUCAGAAAAGUUUUUUUUAACUAUAGAAAUAGAAAAAUAAUGGCAAUAUAGAAAUGGAAUAUAUCAAAUGAGAGAAUAAAUACCUCUUCUUCUGGUAGCACUGAAAGUCAAGAAUACAAAAAUAAGUUUUAAUUUGACUUACUGUCUACAAACAAACAAUAAUCCCAGAAUAUAUGUGGUUAGAAAUUAUACUGCUCCAAUGACUCAUGUUAUUUUGAUGGAUGCCAAGAAGUGAGUCACACUUACGCAGUACAGGAGCACCCCGACCACCACAAGCAAAAUCAAAGGGACGACUGAAAAUGAAAACAGAAAAUUUGAUGUUGUGACAAGACAACAAUCAAUCAGGCGUCACUAAAGCUUAUCACGUGUAUUACUGUUACCAUAAACUGACAUUCACUGUUUUUGUGUAAUACUUACCAACGGCUACAGCGAUUACCCCGUGUCCAUGGCCAGGGGUCUGCUGCUGUGGACCUGUCAAACACACAUAUUAAUUAUAAUAUAAUAUAAUAUGAUGUAUAAUAUUUAUUGAUAAUUAUUAUUAUACUUUGAAUUUUCUUGAAGGAACCUUACCAAAAUAAAGUUGUAUCUAAUAUAAUCAAAUCUAAAUAUUAUCUUUACAGUACAAGUGAAGAGCUUGUAAGUGAAGUCUACAGUAUAUAAAUUUAGAAGAAGAGGGAAAACCUACAACCUUCGAUCUGUCUUCAUGUUUUAGACACUGACAUUGUUUAAAGGUGUAUUUAAUUUGUGGCUACAGAGAUUCUUUUUCUAUUUAUACUUACAAACUCAUUUUCUAACUGUCAGUGUUGAGGCCUCCUUAUUUAAAUCUAUUUUUAAAUUUACGUCUCAUGGCACUCUUUUUUUCCCCCAUACUUGCAGGCUUCUCCUUGGAAUACUAUGAACUAUGGGUAAUUCCCUGUCUGCAGAGAUGUCCACAAACAGAAGGGGUUCAAGAUCGGGAAGAGUUCCCCCACACUCUCGAUGGUAAGAAAGCCCUAAACCCUGAUGGACUCAGUGGGAGCAGGACUCAAAGUUAUGUCAUCGUUAAAUCACAUUGCGGUGGUCUUUGGGACAUGUCCAAAAACAGAAUCGUGUUAAAUUCAUUCUGUUAUACUUACAGACAGAGGAGAUGUUCUCAAUAUGGACACCACCACCCUCCACAUCCAAGCUUGUAACAUUCUUCGGGCAGUAGAUGAGGAUGGUGGAUGUGUUGUUGCACACUGCACAGAUGUUAUUGCCAGUAGGUGUAGUGGUACCAUUGCAGUCUGGGAGCGGUUUGCCUUGAUCCCUUUCGUACAGCUUAUGGUUUUUUUCUUUGUCAUAUAUUGUGUCGGUACUUGAGCACCUGGUCAAGUCCGUGCAGUUAUAACACUUCAUUUCGGUCGAACCUAGAAAAAAACAUUGAUCAGCAAAAGAUGUGAAAAGUUAGCGUCUUCGGGACACUGAAUUAUGAAAUCACUGCAGUUUGACUCAACAGACGGGCCGUCUUAAAUAAACAGUACCUUUGCUAUUCUGCAGAUUGAGCAUUUGGCAGAUAAAAUAAGAAAAAUAGAAUAAAAACAGAAUUUUUAGUCAUGCAGAGUAAAAGCAAAACUUCAGGGAAACUUGAGGCCCGUUUGAUAUGAAAACUGUGUGAAUUUCCUUGUCCAUAACAGUGAGAAGUGCUGUGAAUGACCAAAAGUUAAAGAUCACAGACUGUCUUUAACUUACAAGUUCUACAUCUGUCUGCUGUUCUUCUUGUUUUACACAAACACAUGAUGUUACCGAGUCAAAAACAUCAAAGUCACAAAGCCCGAGUCUGAAAUCAAAUAAAUCGAAGGUCGGCCUUAUCUAAAAGGUCAGUGUAUCAAUGAGUGAGGCAGCAUUAUUUUUGUUCCAUUUCAGCUGUGUGUUUACACUGCAGUGAUUUUGAAACAACAUGUCACCACGCAGCCUCAGAAAACACUGCACAGCCAACUAAUGUUAAAUAAGAGAAAUGCAAUUUGAUGACAAUAAGCGCGAGCGACGGACUCGCAACCACAGCCCACACAGAGCAGAAUAACAAACAAACAUGGCCGAAGAUAAUAAAGAGGACGUUUCUGAGCAGCUCGUUACUGAACGAGGCUCCACAUGAGGGACGAGCGCAAUCAGGUCUGCGUGACACCGGAGAGUGGAUCUGCUGCUGUUCACUCCGUGCAAUAAGAGUUUUCAGUAAAUGUUGAAAAUGUUUUCACAUUUCAGACGUCAGACGUGUUUGAUGUCAUUAGUUUUCUCCAUAACCUUCCACUCAAACUUGUGGUCAAAUAUCUUAUUUGAUGAUGCACAAUGGUGUUCUCAAGACUAAAUGAAUUAAAAAAUAUAGAUUGGAAUUAUAAUAUUUUUAAUAUAUUACUAUAUCAGGACUUUUAUCAUUAUCGCCAGAAUAGCAAAUCUUAUCGUGCUAAAUUUUUUUGGCCCACAUCACCCAUCCCUACUGUGUACACCACGUACCUGGUAGUCCCUCAGAGACAGGAACAUGUGAUGCCAUCAAAAAGAGCAGGAACCCUGAAAAUAUGGACAAAUCAAAUCAAAAUGUGUCCUCCAUUAUGAAAGUAAUAACUUACAACCUUAAAAUCAUGUCAGUUUAACCCUUGUGCACCCCUUAAAAUUUACUGACACUUGUGGCCACAAGUGGCCGGUAUAACAGUGCAUUAAAAACCUUAUACAUUCUUUUUUUUUUUUACUUUAAAGCAUUAUAUCUUGUCAACAACUCCAGACCUAUCCAUAGAUAUUAAGUUUAUUAUAAUUUUUUUAUAUUUUUUUAGGUUUUUAGUGUCUUUUGUCGUAAGAACCCCUGAUUUUUUUAAUGGGAAAAACACAAAAUAUGCAAUAUUUCCAGAAAUGAGGUGCAAAGUUAAAUAUUUUUGAUAAAGAUUUUUGAUCAAGAUAUUGAUUUUAGUGCAUAAUAAUUUUUGGCACAUGAGAGAUUCAAACCUCUCCUUCUCCUCUUUGUUUCCCCUUCUCAAAUUGCAUUAUCCCUGUCCUGAAUCCUCCUGGCUCAUGCACACACAUAGAGCCCUAGGGGUGCUUGAGCCCCUGCCCUUUUUGCCUUGUAUUAAAAGGUGCCCUCGUUUUUUUUUUUUUGUUUUUUUUUAUAACAUUAAUUAAUUCCUGUUAGGGAUGUAAAAAAACAAAACGGUGGUACAAAAACUCCACGGUAUUCUACCUUACCCAUUUUCUUGUAAUACGGGUUUUUGUGUGAGAUGAGCCUGCCACUUCUCUGUCUCUGGCGGCUCCACUCUGUCACAGAGCUGCCAGAGAGAGAGCACGGUGCAUCAAUUCAGCACAGAGCAGAGCAUGCCAGACAGGAAAUCCUGUACAAAAUAGACAAAUGCUUCGUGUUUAUGGAGGAUCACAUUUUCCUCACUACAGGUCUGAAGUACAGGUUCCAGGUUUAGAUAUAAAGUUUAUUGUGACUUUGCUACUAUUGUGUGGGCUAACAAGUUAAUAAUAAUAAUAAUAAUAAUAAUAAUAAUAAUAAUAAUAAUAAUAAUUUUGUAUGAUAUGGACUUAUUGGGUCUGAAAUAAAGUUUAUAGAUAGAUAGAUAGAUAGACAGACAGACAGACAGACAGACAGCCAGACAGACAGGUAGAUAGAUAGAUAGAUAGAUAGAUAGAUAGAUAGUAAUUUCAGCAUGUAGGUAAUCUGUGUUUGAAAUAUUACCAUCUUGAUCAUGUCAUAUUGACAAUAGAUUGUUGACACAAAAGAAAUGGCUAUUGCAUAUCACUGUCACCUACACAGGACAGUCAUUACCUUUCUAUUAAUACUUUGUUUUUUUAAUUUAACAUUAAUUUCCAUAAAGUAAAACAGACUGGAAAAAAAUUGAGCCCCUGCCCCUGUAUUAUCAUGUGCACAUCCCUGUCCUGGCUCCAAGGUGAAUCUUCACUGCUCAUGUUCUCCUCAGAAGCAGUCACCUCACUCCCCUCAGGUUACUGUACACAUGCACCAACUGCCUGCUUCAGGUUUAGAUGACGCUUCAUGGUUGUCUUUUGGAGAAAUGAGCAGUCAAGUUGUGUUUGAAAUUUGAUUUUUUUCGAGGGCAAAAGGAAGCCUCCGCAUUCCUGUCGGAUAUGUAAAUAGCAUGUUUUUGCAGGUGCGUAAAAACUGACUGUGUGUGUGUGUGUGUGUGUGUGUGUGUGUGUGUGUGUGUGUGUGUGUGUGUGUGUGUGUGUGUGUGUGUGUGUCUUGCAGUACUCUGAGGAGAAUGAGAAGCAUGUUUCUGAGUUGAAUUUUGAGGAUUCAUUUGAGAGUCAGGAGGGCUGAUUAUUCCCUUACAGAUGGACCCUUUAGAGGAAAAUCAAAAAUCCCAGGUCAAAAGGGCUCUCUUGAUGCUUUUUUUUUUUUCCUCAUUCAUAUUCAAACCACUAUUUUAUAUCGCUGCUAAUAGACCAAGGCCAAUUUAUGGUGUUUAGCUGUGUUAUUUCUAUGCAUUUUGCGAGGUAAGAAACCCAGGCCUUCACUGAAAUUUCCCCAAAACUUUAUGUAAUGGCCUCUGGUGGUUAAAGCGGGUCAUUACACCUAAAACACAUUUUCCCUAAAUUUUGAAGGUAAAAGCUUAGAUCUAUUAGGUAUAAAUAGAAAUGGCAUUGAAAUAUGUUAGGAUUAUAGCGUAUGACAAAUAUGUGGUCAUAAUGGGAGUCAACAAGGGUAACAGGUGUCGGUGUGAUGCAAAUCUCCUACUCUAAACACUUCCAGUACACAGGCUUUUGGAAUUAAGGAAAUAAAUAUGAAAAAAAAAAAAUGCCAAAAUUUCAUACAGCUAGCCUUUAAACUGACCGGGUUACUGAGAGAAAAACAAAAAAAAAACACCCAAAAUGGCCACUUUUGUCCCCAAGAUGCCCCGAGGGUUAACACUUUAUCAUAAAAAAAACUGUAGUGACACUCUUUACAUAAUUGUGAUAAGGUUGAAUGGCAUAGAUCUAACAGGCCCUUCUGCUACAUGGAUGCUAUAUAUAUGUGUAUCCUCUUUUUUCACGUGUACAACAAGAUUUGCAUGAAAUCUUACUGACUUACAUUUUCUGACAGCAGCAGCAGAUCUUUUCACACGCCGGUUGUUGUUUCUUUGUUUGAGAGGACGCCGUGGUGGAGAAUUUGGUUUUAAUCGCCUUUUCAGAUCCAUAUCUUCAGCCAUGUGGCCGGGGUUUGAGGCAGCACAUGGCGCCUUAUCAAAAAUGGCGUCUUCCCAUGAAGUCUUGACCACUUCCUCAUCUGGGCAAUGAGACACUGGUCUCGCUUUUGGUGCAGUGGUGACGGCAGAUUCGUUUCUUUGGGGCUUUUGAGGUUGAGGGUAGUUUUCCUCAGCCCAUGUCAGUUUUGAGAGAAGCUCUUCCAUCCUUUUAGUACGCUCAAGGACAGCUGGUUCCUCUUUAGGGAUUGUUUUAACGCUGCUGCAUUUUCCCACCAUGGGCAGAGGGCUGUCGUUGUAGUCCUCAGUGAGUGUGUUUCAUGUUGGAAGAGAGACCAGCCUCACUGUAACAGCAAUAAAACACGAUGUAGCAUGCCGGUAUUUACAGAGAGACAGAUUAGGAAAGAUAUAAAUCAGAAAAGUUGGAUGAAUGUAACUGAAGCAGUACUUGACAUGAGAGGGGGGAGACUCGCAGAUAAAUCUCAUAAAAUGGAUGUAAAAGAAAAAGACAUACCCACUUUCCUGGCUGUAUCCUCCUUGGCCACCUUAAAGUGCAAAACAAAGAGUAAAACUACAAAUACUCUCAAGCAUUUCUUGAGGAGAAUCUCUCCGGCUGACAAAACUCACGUCUAACGCCUACACCUCAACAAAAUGCAGCCGGGGGAAUCCUCUGCCUAACAAAGCUUGCCAAAACCUCUCUAGCUGCUCAUGUCAUGUGACAGAUUUGAAACUUACUUUUCAGCUCCAAAAGUUCCACAGGCACGGUCAUCUUGGUCGGUAUAAGCGACAGCAAACGAGGAGAACCGUUUUGAGCUGAAAUUUGGCUCAGUGACUGAGCAGGAAAUGAUGUUGCUGCGUCACCCCCUUUUCGUGUGAAUGCUAAAAAUGCUAACCAUUCAUACAGGAAGAUGAAAGGAGACAGAAACCACGCAUGUAGAAACACACGUAUGCAGAUAUACAACACAGAGGUAGAAUGAUAGACUAGAUCACGUAGCAUGUGAGAUUGAAAAGGCUGCAUGUUUGUUUUUUGUGGUAAUCUUCUCCACGUGUUAGCUAAUUGAUCAGCAUGUGCCGGCAUGAUGAGAGCCAGAGGUCAGGAAAGAAGUUCCGGGUUAAUUAUUUUAUUUUAUUUAUUUAUUUUAUUUUAUUUUAUUUUAUUUUUUUGAGAUCAUCAUCAAAAAUUGUCCUGAAUGCUCAACUUCAGUGCCUUAUUUCACUCAUUUACUUUUGCGGUUUUCACUUGAUAUGCGUCUGUCACCAAAUCAUGAACUGAAUCUAAGUGACAGACACCAAAAGUGCUGCUUCAGCGUCUCCUCUUCUGUGUUUUUGUGUUUUUAGCAAACUCAUUCGUUCUUGCUCAGUUGUGAGACUAAAAAGUGCUCUCUGCCACAUUGAUUUGGGAUCGAUUCAGAAAAAAGUCAAAGGCAGAUGUGACGCUUGGACACUCGCCACAGUCACACUCUGACACCUGGUGUUCAUCUAGCGGUAGUACACAACAAACAGGCUCCAUCACCAUCCUGUCAUCAGCCAUGGAUGAUAAUAAACUAGAAAAGCACUCAGAGAGCGCAGACCUCCGCCAAGCAGCUCAUGUCCCCCCUUAUAUUGUGAUUCACACCAAAACUUUUACUGUUACGUGUCUUUUAUUAACUUUUAUUUGUGUUUAAACUGGUAUGUUCACUGUUCAUAAUGUUCCUAAAACAAGAAAUGCCCUGACCAGGAUUCAAAUCCAGGACCUUCUUAUUGUGAGGCGACAGUGCUAACCACUACACCACUAUGCCGCCCAUUGGUUAUCUUUCAGCAUUGAAAAUUCCAACAACACCCUGAUUUUUGUGUGUUCUGGAUCACAGUAUCCAGAAUUUUGUCUGGAUCAGGAUCAACCUUUGACACCUCAUAAAACUCAUUGAGAUCCCUUUGUGUCAUUUUUUACUAAAGACUCUGGACAUUUUUAUAGAGUUAAAUGCAAAAAUUCCAAAAUUUGCCCUAUCUCACAAUGAUAAAGAAUCCUUUAAAAAAUUCCUGGAUCCAGAAGGCGAUCCGGAUCACCACCAAAAUGUAAUGGGAUCCUCCUGGGGCUGAGACACACCUCUGGUGAAAAUUUCAGGUCAAUCUGUCUGUUACUUUCUCUGUAAAGUUGUUCACAGACAAACAAACAAACAAACAAACAAAUACGUGACCGAGUCUCGUGACUUUAUCAGGACAUGAUGAUUCAGAGUUGAUAACACACAGACAGAUAGAGGGAAUUUGCUUAUCACUGAAACUGAGGGAACUUUAUUGCUGUAGUUCACAGAUGUCAAACUCAAGGCCCGGGGGCCAAAUCUGGCCUGUGGAACAAUUAUAUCUGGCCCACAAGAUCAGAUCAUAUUUGUAUUAUUAUUGGCCCACCAGUAUGAAGUCUGCAGAUUUCCUCCAGUAUGAUAAUGUAAACUUUAGCACCUUUAUUUAAAAUGCUCUUAUUAAGCCACAGAAAUCUAGGAAAUUAAAGAGUAAGGAAGAUUUGAUAAAUAGUCAAGAAUGUGGGGAAAAAAUAUUUGAUGUUUUAUUUCAUGUUUUCAAUUUUGCAUUUCAAGAUUACAAGUCAAACAUGGUUGGAUUUUUUAUUUCAUGCUUUGAUUUUGUUCAACUCAGUAUUUAGACUUAUUUUUAUACUUUAGAUUCCAAUUUUAAGUUUUAAAUCAUAUUUUGACUUUUUAUACCUGAUUUUAACGUUCUCCUCGUGUAUUUGCUCUUUAAAAGCAUUAUUUUUCUAUUUUUAAUAUCAUGCUCUGAUCUUUUGAACUAAUAUAAUUAAAAUAGAAUAAAAAAAUUAAAAUAAAGUAAAUUUUUCUAUCUCAGAUUGCCUAUAAACGUAUCUUUUUAUCUUUUUUGAAUUUCCAAAUGAUCUAUAAUCGUUGCUGUUUUUCUUAUAUAUUUUUUGAAAAGGAGGUUGACAGUUUUGGUGAAAUGUUGACCCUCUUUGGCCCUCAGGUUAGACCUAAAUCCAGAUUAUGGCCCUUGCUGUGGUUGAGUUUGACACCCCUGCUGUAGUUGCAUCACUAACCGCAUGCUCAGAGUUACAGCAGGACAGUGUUUUUGCUUUUCAAACAGUUUAAAAAUCAUGAUUUCUACUUGAAGAAGAGAUACACAUAAUUUAAAUUAGAAUAAAACAAAAGAGAUCCAUGUUCGCCUCGGUUCAUAAUGAUUUUAUUGAAUUGUUGCUGUAAAAAAAAAAUCUGUUUUUUCUACAUUUUCUACAUUACCUGAUCUGUCACAGAUUGAGUCACGGGUGAUACUCCUGUUUUUUUCCACAUGAAUGUCAGAUUGGGAAUAUCCUCUCCUCCCCAUCAUUGUUGGGUUUUCAUUGGUUCCCAAACUGUAAGCUUUAGCUUUUAGUGCGUUACUCACUCCUGAUCUCAGGCUCAGGUGUGCCUGUUCCCCUUCAGGCCAUGGAUCAGAUACAGGAGGAAGGCGUGGAGCGGGUAUAAAGAGGAACAACUAUGUCAACUCGUGUUCAGACCUGACGAAGCGGCUUUCUCUCUACAGCAGAAAGGUAGGCGCCUUCAGUUUUUUCCUCUAAACUACACAGAUCGAUCUGCUUUUGAUGAAGUUUAUCAAGAAGUGAAACAUUUGAAGACUGUAACCUUUAUUCUGUCAGUCUUAAAGCUGGUCGGUAUGUUGUUUGAAUCCGGGAUUUCUGCGCUCUGGGAAGGAAACUGAGAAACACUUUGUUGUAAUAAUGCCCUUAUUUAUUCAGACAAGCGCUCCAGUGAGCAUGUGUUCCCCUGUUUUUAUCUUUUCUGCAGCUUAAGCCUCUUCUUUGUGAGUUUUGGUGGUUGUCAGAUGAAUUGAAUACCGACUGUUAAGUAUUAGUAGCUUAAUUAAACACAGGGGUGAGUUAACCUUUAUGUACUCACAAUAGGAGCAGCAAAUUUUGCGCUCCAGCCAAAGCAAAGAAACUUUUCUCCCCUUGUGGACUUACCAGUUAGUCGGCUUUUCAGUCAUCCUGUUAUACAACACGCCGCAGCUCUAAGAGUAUGUGUGUAAAACAGGCUGCAGAUCGCUGACUGGAGGUUAUAUUCAGACAAAAAUCUUCAAACAAGAACACGUCCGUUUAGGUCAGCACAUGGGAGCUUUUAUUUACACAACAGUUCCAGUUAUGGUUCAUUUAUUGGGGAGCAGCGCUGGUGCUGGUUGAGAUUAUUCAUGGAGGUGUUUUUGAAGGUGUCUCAGGGAUUCAGGAUAUCCUGGUUUCAGACUUUUACGCCCACGCUGCAUCUCUGGUAUGUUAAGUGAUUCAAAAUUAUUCUAAUAACUGAAACUUAAUAACAGGUCAGGGAUAAUGUCAUGCUGUGUCAUUUUUGGUUUCACAGGGAAUCAUUAGUCACGUUCAACAGAAGUGGCACUCCUUUACUGAGAACGCCGCAAACAUCCAAAUCUGUUCGUUUCCGCCGACAAGCUGACAGGUUCCUUAAAGCCGAAAAGAGGCUCGGUGAAAGACAUGCGUAUAAACAAUUCGGCACAGUAGCCCUGCGGUUUGUGAAGCUCAAAAUCUUUGCAGAUAAAUUCAGGAUUUAAUUCACACAGAGGAAAGUAGAGCAACAGUAAACUUUGGAUCAAAUUUACCACCAAAUUACAAACAAAAUGUCAAAGUUUGAUGAAAACGAAGCUGCAUGUGCUUUAUAGGAUUCUUUUCUUGCAAAACCGAGAACAAAAUUUUCUGCAAAUUUCACCUUCAUGCAACAUGCAGAGGUUGCAUAGUUUGUCUGGUUGCUCUAAAGUUUAAAGAAUAUAUUUACAGAUUCAGGAAAGUGGUUUCAUGUUUUUGUCUUAAUAUUUAAAUGCAAUGAAAAGAAAGCACAAAGAAGUUUCUCUGGUGUGUUUUAUCCAAAGUUUUUUUCUGAUUCUUUUUAUUCUUCAUUGUUAUAUACAUUUAACAAAGGUAUGCACAGAAUUUAAAGAAACCAACCGAAGGAAAAUCCGCAUAAAUUAAAAAUUAGUGCAUCUCUUAAAAGGUUUAGCAGCUUUUUUUUUGCUGCAGGAUCAAGAACAAAACAAAUACAGAUUUAAGGAUCAAGUAAAAGAACAUUUAUUAGUCAGACAGCUCCUUAUUUAGGUGAAGCUACUUUGUAAAAUCAAUCAGUGUUUGUCUGACUUACUUGAAAUAUCUGAAGUCUGCUUAAGUGUUCGGUAUUGUUUCUGUGAAUUAAUUCAAUUAUGUUGAAUGUGUUAAUAUUUGAACAUCUGAUUACUUCAGAACUAUAACUACACCAUGAAAAUGAAUAAGGUCCAGUCAUAUGUGUAUGUUGUUUGUAUUGUUCUAGUUUAGUUAUUUUGUUUUCGUCUUGUAGGCGAGUUGUUGUGGAUAUUGACGUUGUCUUUGUGUUUGUGGCGUGAUGUUUUUUGUGUCUUUGCACUGCGAUGGAGCGCUAAUUGUGAGUGUAGACUCCAGGAAGAAUAGCAAUGGCCUUUGCCAAAGCUAAUGGAGAUCUAAGUAAAUGAUUUUGGUAAAGCUCUGUGUCUUUAUCAGAGGCAGAGAAAGAAGGUUUGUUUUUUUAACCUCACAUUUACAAACACUAACUUGGCGAACAAUAAAACAACAUGGCCAAACAAAACUUCUUUUUUUUUCACUGAUGUUGCCAAGCAUAAACGGACAGAUGUCCUGCCACAGACCACGAAUGUGCUCACAGGUCCAUAAUAAAUGAUUAACCGUCUCUGAGUAAAGGUUACAGAAAGUGUCACCAGCAGAGUUUUAUAGGGGUACAAAGAUAAUUGAUCUUUAUGAUUGGCAUGUAGAUGUUUUUACAUGGAAGAAACCACCUUCUUAUUCCAGCUUACCCAGUUCUGUCAAGCAAAAAUACCUCGAUCAGAUGCGUGAUAUCAGUUUAAUCACCUUCUGCCAACCGUAACAUGAUAAGUAAACAGCUGUCAGCAUGAGAAAAGAAAACACAUCAGAAGAACAACAGUUUGGUUUCACUCCUCUCAGUAAAAUCAAAAUAAGAGUUUAUUCCUUUACAGUUAAAAAAAAAACAUGAAAAGUAGGAUCAACUUCACUGGUUCAACUUUGAGAAAAAUAUUAAUAUUGGAUCAUGUCAGAGUUAAAGGUACAUUUCAUAGAAUUUUACUUUAUUCACACUCAUACUCACAGUGUUGUCCCUAAAAGAAUCUGUAUAAACGGUUGUUGUUGUUUUCAGGGUUGGAUUACAUCUUUUCUCCUCAAAAACUUCUGUCGCUUCAGUCCAGAACCUGAUAGAUAUUGCUUAAUAUUCCCAUUUUGACACACGGCACCUUUAAGCUAACAGCUGUCUGAAAACGUGCCAACUUCAAUAUCUGCUCACAUCUUUUAUAAUACAAAGUAAAAGGUUAAGUGUUGCUAUAAAUCUUUGCUUUUCUUUGGAAGCAGUCAAGAGGUUUUAUUGACCUUAAACUGGAAUUUAUACAAUGAUUCACACUGCGUACAGGAAAUCAGAUUAUCGUGAGUCAGCUCCUCUUAAUAACAGUGAUUGUCAUUUAUGAGGUGGUUAGAAGUCACUCGUGCACUAUUGUUAACUCUCACAAGCAGGAUGACUAGGAGGGGAAUCCCCACCUGUGAAGUCAUGACCAAACUAAAAAUCUACUCGACAGAUAUUUCCACUCCUUUAAUGUGAACUUUACGCAAACAUUGAGGGUUUUACCUGUAAGAAAUGGGAUUCUUCUGCAGGUGACUUCAUCUAAUUUAAGUCCUACUAUUAUUAUAACGUUCCUCUUUGUUCACUAGAUGGCGUAUUCGACCAGCACUCUGGCGCAGGGCUGCUUUGGGAAGGUGUACAAGCAGAAGUACAAUGAUACGUGGGCAGCCAUAAAGAAAGUCCCCCAGGAGCUCAUCAGUAGGAAGGACCUGGAACGAGAGUGUGAAGUGUACAAGUAAGUUUAGAUUUAAAGAAGAGUUUAAAAAGAGCUUCUUUUCUGAUAUCCAACAUGGUGAAACAAAAAGUCAACGACAGCCAUGGCAGAAAUAUGAGAAUAUGUCUUAUGAAAAUGUUGAUGUGAAGCCGUUUUCAGUAUGAACAGGUAAACUAGUAUAUCAACUCAUACAAUGUGGUCUAAUGUGAUACAUUUCAGUAUGAUAUGAUGCAGAACACAAGGAUGUAAUAUGAAAGAAAAACAACAGCCAAAUGAUAAAGCACUCAGCAAUAUGACACAACGCUGUUUAAUACAGCGUGAUAUGACACGAAAGGAAACGUGACAAUAAAGCGACCCUUGAAAUGACACAGCGCAGUAAGAUGUGGUGUGAUGCGAUAUGACCCCAAACAAAAAACAACAUAAUACGACGAUGUAAUUCAGCACCAUACAGUUUGAGACAGUAGCCCCGUUUAUAUGGAUAGUUUUCCUCAGUCUGAUUGAAAUCAAUCGGAUUAAGUGAAUCUGAUUACAUCUGUAUACAUGAACUUUAAGUAAAGAGUUCCACGUUCAAUCUGCGUUUGCAUGGCCCCAGAACAAGCUUCUCUGUAAACCCAAUCUCUCCACUCAGCCGUAUAUAUGGAGCGUGGAGCGGAUUAUCAAUCGGCAGAGACUACCUCUUACAAUCCGACCCGAAAUACAAUCAGAUCCGGGUGAAUCAGAUUGGCUAAAGUGUUUAUAUGAGACAUUUUGAAUCUGAUUGAGCUUUCAAUCUGAUUGUAAAAAGGAUUUUUGGACCCAUGUAAACGGGGCCAGUGUGAAAUGAUACAAAAGGAUAGAGAUAUAGUAUGAAGAUACACAACAUGUUACAAUACAACACAAUAUGAUACAAUACAGUUAGUUAUGACUAUAAAGGAAACAAAAUGAUCCAGUAUGAUCUGAUACAGUUAAAUAUGAAAAUGUUGUAAUAUGAUACAAUGUAGGUUAUGAUAAGCUAUGAUAUUCUACAAAACAUUGAGACACAGUUUAUGAUGCGAUACACCAGUUCACAAUAUGAUACAAUACACCAGUUUAAGCUACAAUAGGAUACGCCAAUUUACGAUAUGAUACAGUACAUUACGAUACACCAGUUUGUGAAAGGAUAUGAAAAAAUAAGAUACACUAGGAUAUGAAACGUACGAUACAGGUUGUUGUAAAGUGAUUAUGCUAGAAUACAUUACCCUAAAACAUGAUACGAUAUCCUACAGUGAUGUUAUAGUAGUAUACAUAAAAAAAUAAACCUACAACCAGAAAUGAUCCAUUUGAUACACCACAAUGAUAAGUGGAGGAGACAACAACACCAUGAUGAUGUGCAAAGACUAACAAAGACCUUUAAUUUAGGUCAGUGGGUCAAAUGUGUCCAGAAAUAUGCUGAUGAACUAUCCGCUGUGAAUUUUCACAAGAGUUACUUUGACUAAAGAUUAUUUUGUUGGUGUUUAUUCUAAUCAACUCCUCUUCUUCUCUUUCUGGCAGCAAAGCAAAUCAUCCCAACAUAGUGAAACUCCUGGGCAACAUAACUCUCAAUGACGGAAAAUGGAUUAUACCUCUCGAGUUUAUCUUUGGAGAGGACUUGGAGACCACCAUCUUCAAAGCCGCAAAAUCCGUAAUACAGGUGAAGCUGCAAAGACAACAAUCAGGCAUAUGAUUUAAAAUGUGGCACUACAUUUAACACAGCUUUAUGGUGCUCUGUAAAACCAGAAUGAGUAAACAUUAUUGUGACUGUAAUAACAGGCAGUUCAUCAUAACCAUUGUUGACACCUGUUUUUAUAAGAAGGAUGACAUCUUAUCCAGUCAGGAUUAACUUAAUCCCAAAUCUUUUGUUUUUCAGUUGACUACAGAAGUCAAAGGCACCAUCAUAAUCGGCAUGUGUGAAGGGCUGUUUCACCUCCAUUCAAAAGAUAUUGUCCAUCAAGACCUCAAGCCUGAAAACAUCAUGGUGAGAGCUGCUCUGCUCAUACUGUAAACUGCAGUCCCGGUAUAGAAAGUUGACUUGAAUUGUCUCAUAGAUGGAAUCAAAACUAAAUAAUAUUUCUCCUCCAGGUGGAGCACAACACCAACAGAGCCGUCAUCAUCGACCUGGGUCUGGCCAAGUUCUUCCGUUUUGGCCUUAACUCUGCUAUUGACAUGGGGAACGAGGCGUACUCAGCCCCUGAGGUACUGAGGAGGGGCAGCCAGCGGGAUCAGCGCUCAGAUGUGUGGGCCAUGGGGAAGAUCAUCGCAGAGCUCUGUGCCAGGGUCCGCCUCUACACACCCAGCGUCUGUCCUGAAAAGAUUAAGGAGACUAUUCCCAAUGAGCCAUACUGCCGCACUGUGUGCAGGAUGGUGGAGCCCGACCCUUCUUUAAGGGCCUCCAUGGGUGGGGUCAUAAGUGACAUAAGAAGGGCUGGAGGUGCUGGGAUCGUCUUUAAUGCUCCGAUUAAAAAAGAGCACUUGAAGCCAGCUUCCCCCAAGAUGAAAGCCAGAAAUCAGUCUCCAUCGCCAUUAGAUAGAGGUCGAUCUCCAAUGAACAGAGAUCUGUCACCCUUAAAAAGAGAUAAAUCACCCAAUCACAGAGCUCCAUCACCAUUUCUCAGAGACCAUUCACCAAUGAACAGGGCUCCAUCGCCACUGAACUGGGAGCGUUCACCCAGACCAGACCUGAAGAUCCUCCAUCAACAACCAUCACCUCACCUAUCCCCUUCCCCUCAGAGAAGAGAGGACAGGGGAAGGAACUUAGCUCUGGUCCCGUCAGGCAGUGCUGACCUCACCAAAGACUUGAUGAAAAUGCAGCUGUACCGAGAGGCUGCCAAGGACCUGCCCUGCAACCUGCCUACGACCGGGAGGGUGGUGGUGCGACGCUUUGAGGAGAAAGACGGGGAGGUGGGAAGAUGGGAGCAGAAGGAGGUGGUGACUCGGGACGGGAAGAUUGUCAAAUUCAAUGAUGUCAAGUUCAACAGCAAGUAGAAAUAAAUGGAUUUGCUGUUUGGCAGGAGCUUCACCCCCUCAAACAAAUACUUACAGUUUAAAAUUGAGCUCAGAGUCACCAAACUUUUGGUUUCUUUACAGAAACUGCAUAAAAAAUACACGGCUAGCUAGCCUCGAAGUGAAGUGGCAGAAAGCUUCAGAUGUCACCUGAUUUUAGGGCUAAAAUCCUGUUAAUUUUUUUGAAAAGCAACCUUCCAGUUUGAUACUGUAAUAAGAAGACAUCUUGUGAUGGUUUUAGCUUGUUUGGGAUCUAAUAGGAGCCUCUUUGUACCUUGCCAAGACAUAAAAAUCUAAAAUCAUGAACAGCCAUCUGUGAACACUUUUUAAUGAUUUUUUUUGUACAACUGUGAACAUCAUGUGUAUAUUUUUGUAAAUAAAUAAAUUUGCUAACGUGUCUUAGUUUCAGGGGUGGACUUUUGUUUCUUUGGGAUACUUCAUGCUGUUAUUUUUUUGCUUUAUUGUCAUUAUCCAGCUCUCUUGGUCUGCCCCCAGACCUUGUCGACAGACUACCACAGGAUGGCACUGUUCAAGUCUACAGUUUAAAGACCCACUCAGGAGAAAAUCAUAUUUUCUUGUUGUCUACAUGUUCAUAUGGCAUUUUUCUGAUGCUACAGGACAUAAUAUGAGAAAACUAAGAACAAAAUUGCAUUUCUAAUUAUUCCCCAGUAAUGUCCUUGAUUUUAGGGUUUUACAAGUGAGAAAAAGUGUUUCGUGUAGACUAGAGCAUAGAUAUAAAUAGUGGGGGUAUGCCUGGUCGUCCCCGUCAGUAUGAGGCAGAUGAUGGCAAAGUCAUUAGAGAACUUCUGCAGAUGGCAGGUGGGUGACAGGUGGAAAUCUGCGGUGUAGAGAGUAUCGUUCCCUGGGGGGCCCCUAUACAACAGAGGGCAGUCUCUGACACACAGUCCCAGGUCCUCACAUACUUUGGAUGGUUGGUGAGGUAAUCCACAAUCCAACUUGUGAGGUGUUGGUCCACUCCCGAGAGCUCCAGCUUGUCCCUCAUGAUGGCCUCAUACUUAAAGUAUGAUUAAAAUAAAGAGUGUGAAAUAUCAUAGAACAGUUUGAUUAAAAUGCCAUAGCAUAGUACAGUUAAAAGU
Messenger RNA from Xyrichtys novacula (pearly razorfish), 21660 nucleotides. The record is from the annotation of a GenBank genome assembly. Lineage: Eukaryota; Metazoa; Chordata; Actinopteri; Labriformes; Labridae.